GAGGGAAUGAAGUCGAACCAGCUCAGAAACGCGCCUGACCCGGUUCAGUUGUGAUUUCCCACGGGCUGACGCGCUCAAGCUUGCGCGUACCAAGGACAGCUCACUUGCAUACUUACUAUCAUGACUUCCAUCGGCACGGGCUAUGAUCUUUCAGCUAGCACAUACUCACCAGAUGGUCGUAUAUUCCAGGUCGAAUACGCCAACAAGGCAGUCGAGAACUCAGGCACUGUGAUUGGGCUACGCGUCAAAGACGGUGUUAUCCUUGCAGUGGAGAAGCUCAUACACUCCAAGCUCCUUGUACCAGGAGCUAACCGACGCAUUCAAACAAUAGACAGACAUAUAGGCAUGGCAUCCGCCGGCCUUCUCGCCGAUGGCAGGAAAAUAUCACAGCUGGCUCGCGACUCGGGGGCCCAGACUCGAAAACAGUGGAGAGAGCCUCUCACUGUGAAGGCCCUGUCAGAUCGCGUAAGUUGGAAUGCCCAAGCCUACACGUUGUACUCGUCCGUCCGCCCGUUCGGUGUCAGCACGAUCUUUGGUGGCGUGGACAAGAGUGGCCCUUCACUUUAUAUCGUCGAGCCUAGCGGUGUCUGCCUAGGAUAUCAUGGUGCGGCAGUCGGCAAAGGCCGUCAGCUGGCCAAAACUGAACUGGAGAAGCUUAACCUAUCAGAACUGUCGAUGCGUGAAGCCGUGAUGGAGGCUGCAAGAAUAAUAUACCUCGUCCAUGACGAUAACAAAGAGAAGGAAUUUGAGCUAGAAAUGACUUGGGUUGGUGCUGAAUCGAACGACCUUCAUUUGCCUGUACCGGCCAACCUCCUCGAGGAGGCAAAGAGCAUGGCAAAGGCGGCAUUAGAAACCUUCGAGUAAUUCGGACAAUAGCACGCUUGAUAUCAUUUUCCCUCAGCUUGCCCGGAAUUUU
Molecule: messenger RNA, 916 nt
Organism: Suillus paluster
Lineage: Eukaryota; Fungi; Basidiomycota; Agaricomycetes; Boletales; Suillaceae
Product: proteasome subunit alpha type-3
Exons: 7
Coding region: 121-864 (247 amino acids)
Biological process (GO): ubiquitin-dependent protein catabolic process
Cellular component (GO): proteasome core complex, alpha-subunit complex; nucleus; proteasome core complex
Source: RefSeq, a predicted model, not a curated record